Molecule: messenger RNA, 1980 nt
Organism: Meira miltonrushii
Lineage: Eukaryota; Fungi; Basidiomycota; Exobasidiomycetes; Exobasidiales; Brachybasidiaceae
Exons: 2
Coding region: 1-1980 (659 amino acids)
Biological process (GO): termination of RNA polymerase II transcription
Cellular component (GO): cytoplasm; mRNA cleavage factor complex
Molecular function (GO): RNA polymerase II complex binding; mRNA binding
Source: RefSeq, a predicted model, not a curated record
AUGUUUAAGCAACAUCUGUCUUCACUGACUUUCAAUUCUAAGCCAAUUAUAACAAAUCUGACAGUGAUUGCAAUGGAGAAUGCCAAUUCGAUGGCAAAUGUCGUUGCACAAUGUCUUGAAGAACAUAUCAUGAUGUCACAACCAGCAUAUCGUCUCCCAGCUCUAUAUGUGCUAGAUUCCAUAUGUAAGAAUGUUGGAAUGCCUUACACUGAAAUGUGGGGUGGACGGAUUGUGACAAUCUUUAUGGAAACUUACAGAGUUGUUGAUCAUGCUGUCAAGGUACGGAUGGAAGAAUUGUUGAAUACAUGGAGAGACGCCGGGCCCAAUGGCACACCUUUAUUUGGACCGAAUGCACAACAAAAUAUUGAGAGAGCUUUAUGGGGACAAAGUGGUCCACCUUCACAACAAGCAAGAAGGCCAACUCCUCAACAAACUCCCCAAAUACCUUUUCAGCAACAACAGCAAAAUGCUAUGCGGUCACCACAACAGAUGUAUGGAAAUCAACAAAUAUUAUCUCCCAGACAUAAUAUUCAUUCUCCCUCUAUGAACAAUAAUCCAAAGAGGUCAACAGAAGCUGCGGUGAUGAUGGGAAGAUUCGAUCGAUUGAUAGCCGCUUGUCGUAAUGAACAGAGACAGAAUCCGAAUUCGUUUGAUCCUGCACGGCUAGAGGCAUUAACGAAGUUACGCAGCAUCGUUGAGAAUACUUCAUUGUCACCUGUUGAGCUAGGUCAAAUCGGAACACAACUUGAUGCUCUGGAGAGUGAGAUUCAAGGUCGUACUCCACAAAUUCAUAGUCCAUCAAAUUUGAGGAACCAAGCUGGCUAUCGUGCCACACCUCCAAGCGGUCAUCAAAUCUUUCGUUCGCCUUCUCAACAAAAUGGAGCCGCUGCCAUCCCGCCUUCGCUAAUGGGAGCGUUGGCAAAUUUGGGAAAAUUGUCUGGAAAUUUAACUCCGCCAUCGCAUCGGUCAACACCACCUCCUGCGCCUUUGAUACAUCAAGGCGGUGCAGGAAAUGUUGGUAAGCCAGGCACAUCUGCUUUAGAUCUGCUUGCCAAUCUUAGGAAAUCUGGCUUUUUACCUGCGGCUGCAGUUCCAGAUCAAGAUGCUGAAUAUUGCAAUAUGGUCAAAGGGAUGAAUAUCCGAUUGAUAACGACUGACUUACAAAAAGAAGUCCCAUUGGGUUCUCUGGAUGCGAUCAGUUCUAAAGAGUUACCACUGCAGUGUCGUCAAUGUACAAAUAGGUAUCCAGUCGGAGACAAAGGUCAGGCAAGCUUGGAUAAGCAUUUGGAUUGGCAUUUCCGACAAAAUCGAAGAGCAAAAGAUAGUGCAGUACGCGGACAAAGUCGCUCAUGGUUCAGCAAGUUAGAAGACUGGAUUCGUGGAGGACAUGACGAUGUCGCACCUUCAAAGCAUGCAGGUCAAGGUGGCGAAGGCCAAGAUGGAAAUGGCAACAAUGGUGGAAUUGGUGCAUCAUUAACGCCAGCUCAAGAAGCUGAACUGAAAGCGGCCACAAAAGCCUUUGUCAUUGCACCAAGUGAAGAUCCUGAUGCGGCCACUCGGCCUUGUCCUGUCUGUAAGGAGCUAUUCAAAUCGGAAUGGAGUGAAGAUGAGGAGGAAUGGAUAUGGAAGAAUUGCAAGUUGGUUGAUGGAAUAUAUUACCAUGGAUCUUGCUACUAUUCUGCCAAAACACUUUCAACGAAUGUGAACAAGAAGAAUUUGCCUGGAUCAUCUUCUGGAUCUCGGGAUGGAACGCCUCAACCGACAAUCCCCGCCAAAGCUCCCAAUGAUGCUAUCAGCCGGAUCAAAGAAGAGGAAGUAGAGCAGACUACAAGCGGAGUGAAGAGGAAGAGUGAUCACUUUGCCUCAGAAGAGAAUGAUGAAGGGAGCACAGAGGCCGGGGAAGAAAACCCAGCAAGCAAAAAACAGGCAUUGUCACCUAAGACAGAGGAGGAAACGCAAGUCAAAACAGAAGUAGAAUGA